This is a messenger RNA of Rhagoletis zephyria (snowberry fruit fly), 405 nucleotides long. RefSeq lists its product as uncharacterized. The record is from RefSeq and is a predicted model, not a curated record. Lineage: Eukaryota; Metazoa; Arthropoda; Insecta; Diptera; Tephritidae.
ACAAAAAAAUAAGCAAGCGGUCAAAUGGUACUCGCGGGAUCGACUACACCGGCUAAUGGGGUGUUGCAUAUGCAGAUGAACGCCAACAAAAAAUAUGUUCUAAUAAUACAUAGUAGUACGUGCACUGCACAACUGACGGGCCAAAAUUGCAAGACUAUGCCAAAAUACUAUGUGGACCGGUCGAAAUUGCAACUGCGCAAACGCUACAAAAAACCACUCGCACACGAUAAAAUCUCGGCAAAGACUGAAUUGAUGGUGGCGUGCCGUCACUGGAUAUUCGCAGUCGUCCACGGCAACGUUUAUAUGCACCGUCAUUCUUGGCCAUCUUGCUAUCAUGUGGCUGGCUUAAAGGUUGUGGAGUACGAGUAUUUUGUGUGUAAGGAAUAGUGGUUAAAGAAGAAGAAU